AGUAACAAAAGAGCGAAACAAGCGUUCCCUCACCACCGCUGCAUUGGCCGCAUCUUGAGGGGACGCGCAGGGCUUUGUGUUUGUGUGUUUAUUGUGGGGUGAAAACACAGAAAGUGCUUCCAAGCCUGUCGACACAGCAUGUGGAGCGUAUGCAGAGAUGGGACGUGCCACCAUGGCUAGCGGCUUGAAAGCCGCCGCACCCUUCGGCAUUAUCGCGGCGCUCGACCGCCGUGCUCGAGACUAGGCCUAAUCAGGACCGUCGGUGCGCUCUUUCGAACCCGCGACCUUCGAGGCCGUCAUGGAGCAGCCGAGCCUCUGACUUCCUGCGACAUGUUUUCGGCCCGGGACGCGGCCGACUCCAAUUUGGAUGUAGACGGCCACGAGAUCGCGUCCAAGUGGAAGGGACUGCUGGUGGCGGCGCUCAAGAAGGUUCAGUGCCAAGUGCAUCCCACGCUGACUGCCACCGACGAGGCCCUGCAAUAUGUCGAGGGCCUGGUCCUGCGGCUGCUGUGGACGCUGUGCGGAGGCCGGCCGCACUCGGUGCAGGACGUGGAAGACCGUGUGCGCCGCCUCUUCCCAAACCCCAUCGAUUUGUGGGCCAUCAAGGAUGCCCAGGCGGCCCUGGAGCGAGGCCGUCGCCGAUCCUCCCUCGUGCUGCCGCUCGACAAGAUACACCCCCUCCUGCACAAGGUUCUGGGCUACCGGCUGGACCUACAGGUGAGCCAGUACAUGGUGGCCGUGCUGGAGUACAUAGCAGCCGACAUCCUCAAGCUGACUGGCAACUACGUCAAGAACAUCCGUCAUGUUGAGAUCACCUGUCAAGACUGUCGGGUCGCCAUGUGUGCCGACAAGGUGCUCAUGGACAUGUUCCACGGUGAAGACCUUGCGGCAGCCGAGGAAGAGUCCCUGGGCAGCCGGCCGCCAUCCUCGUACGACGAGGAGGUGAAGGACCUCAUUGCCGAAGAGAGGCAGCACAUACGUGAACUCAACAUGAUCAUCAAGGUUUUCCGGGAGCCCCUGGACAAGCUCUUCCCUGGGAGCAAGGACCUGGAUGUCAUCUUUGGCAAUGUCAUGGAGGUGUAUGAGUUCAGUGUCUCGCUCCUCGGCUCCUUCGAGGACGUCGUCGAAAUGACAGACGAGAAUCAGAGUCCUGCCAUUGGUUCCUGUUUCUACGAAAUGGCCGAGUACGACGAGUUUGACGUGUACGACGACUACGCGCAAACUGUGGUAGCCCGAAGUUGUCGCGAUACAUUGGCUGAGCUGCUGCUGAAACCAGACGUGGCCAGCUCCUUACAGACCGCUGGACAUGGCUUUCUGCUAGCAGUGAAGUAUGUUCUACCAAGGUUGCUUGUGGGUCCGGUGGCCCACUGCUUUCAGUAUUUUGAAGCCAUCAAGGUGUUGCAGCAGAUGGCACCAACAGAAGAAGACCGAGAAACGUUGGAGCAGGCCGAAGGAUUGCUCCGGAGGCUGAAGGCCCAACUUACACGUACCUGCGCCGACAAGCUGCCGCGUAAAAGGCCUGGAGAGGCAUCCUUGCGCAUGCACAGCCGUGACCGCCGAGCCACAGCACUGCACAAGAUGAAGGAGCUGCAGAAGGCUGUUGACGGUUGGGAAGGCCGAGACAUCGGCCAGUGCUGCAAUGAGUACAUCAUGGAUGGCACUCUUGGCAAAGUGGGCUCGGGCCGCCGUCUGACGGAGCGGCACCUGUUCCUGUUUGACGGGCUGGUGCUGCUCUGCAAGCACAGCAAUAAGCGCUCAAGCGUCACCGGUGGACCGACACCCGAAUACCGUCUCAAGGAGUGCUUCUUCCUGCGCAGGGUGGAGAUCCUCGAUCGAGAGGACACCGAUGAGCUCAAGUUUGCAUUCGAGAUAGCUCCGCGCGAUGCCCCGCACAUCGUGCUCUUUGCCAAGAACGCCGAGGAGAAGAGCACCUGGAUGGCCAGUCUUGUCAUGCUGAACAUGCGCAGCAUGUUGGAGCGAACCCUGGACAGCAUCCUGUCCGAUGAGGAGAAGAAACAUCCACUGCGGCUACCCGAGAACUACAGGUUCUCGCUGGAAGACUCAGAGUCCCAGGUGGUGCUUGAGGAGAAGACGAACGCGGGCGUGCCGCUCAUUAAGGGUGCCACCCUCCUGAAGCUGGUGGAGCGGCUGACGUACCACAUGUACGCCGACCCCAUGUUUGUGCGCACCUUCCUCACCACCUUCCGCUCCUUCUGCCAGCCGCACGAGCUGCUCGAUCUGCUGUCCGAGAGGUUUGAUAUUCCCGAGCCUCAAGCUCCAGCCCUAGCCGAACACGGCGAAGGAGCCGAAGCCGAAGCUGCACGGAACCUGCACCGCGAGUGCCUCAAGCGCUUCCGUAAGGAGUACAGCCAGCCAGUACAGUUUCGGUAA
Messenger RNA from Rhipicephalus sanguineus (brown dog tick), 2391 nucleotides. Its product is annotated as son of sevenless homolog 1. NCBI's taxonomy places the organism in Eukaryota, Metazoa, Arthropoda, Arachnida, Ixodida, Ixodidae. Gene Ontology annotation, molecular function: guanyl-nucleotide exchange factor activity; protein heterodimerization activity. The coding region runs from base 331 to 2391 and encodes 686 amino acids. The record is from RefSeq and is a predicted model, not a curated record. Gene Ontology annotation, cellular component: cytoplasm. The transcript has 14 exons.